CCGAUGUGUGGAUUGACCCUCCCACCCCUAGUGAGGAGUAGUGGUAGUGGAGCCCAGCGGCCACACUCUGCAUAUUUCCCGUCAGCCUCUCAGCAGACAGCCGAGCAGAGGCGAGGCAAAGGCGGAGGAGAAGACUGAGGCGAGGGAUGGCAGAGAACAAUUCCGAAGGCAGCGGCUCCGUUCACCGCCGGUGCUUGACCCACUCUCCGGUGGACAGAAACGUCCCCUCCGGCGAUGGCUCGUCGAAGUGGAUUCGGCUAAACGUCGGAGGGACUUAUUUCUUAACAACCAGACAGACAUUGUGUCGCGAUCCCAAAUCGUUUCUUUACAGGCUGAGCCAAGCGGACCCGGAGCUCGAUUCCGACAAGGAUGAAACAGGUGCCUAUCUCAUCGACAGAGACCCUACUUAUUUUGGGUCGGUGCUCAACUACUUGAGGCACGGCAAACUGGUGCUCAACAGGGACCUAGCAGAGGAAGGUGUACUCGAAGAAGCAGAGUUUUAUAACAUCACAUCCUUAAUAAAGCUCAUCAAGGACAAGAUCAGGGACAGAGACUGCAAGACGUCGCAGGUGCCCGUGAAGCACGUGUACAGAGUGCUGCAGUGCCAAGAAGAGGAGCUGACACAGAUGGUGUCAACCAUGUCGGACGGCUGGAAGUUUGAACAGCUUGUCAGUAUAGGUUACGGGCGGGCCCACCAGUCAGAAUUUCUGCUCAUUGUGUCAAGGGAGGUGAAGGGAGAGGCGCCAGCUUUGCCAAACAACAGCAGAGAGCUGGUCAGCAUUGGCUCCUCCUACAACUACGGCAACGAAGACCAAGCUGAGUUCCUGUGUGUUGUCUCUAAGGAGCUGCACAAUCAAUCCUACGGGACAAACAGUGAACCCAGUGAGAAGGCAAAGAUACUUCAGGAAAGAGGUUCCCGAAUGUGAAGAGGACUGAGUAUUAUGAGCUCCAGGUUUUAUGAUGCAAACAUAUCAUCCUUGUGGAAGACCUAUUUGGCACAAAGGAGAUUCAAGUGUGGGAGUUGUGCAUUUAUUUGGUGUUCUCCCUCCAUUUUAUUUUUUAUUCUUUGGUGUAAAUACGACUGCUUACUGACAAUUUGUGCCUGUACAUUUUGAACUGGAACUUUUGAACUUGAGGCAGUUUUGUUUUUAUUAUUUUAAAUUGCUAAUUGAAAAAACAUGGCCAUCAUCAAAAUGGCCAGCGAUUCUCUCAGGGUCAUCUGUGGAGUUAAUUAGAUCCUUCAACUUGCUCUGGCAAGGGAUCUGUACGGUCAAAAGUAUCACCUUCAAAAAAAUAGUUUGGAGUUGGCAAGAAGGGAAUUGUGUUUUUUUUAAACCCACCCAAGAUGUUUCACAGAGUUUGUGUUAAUGGUACUACUUAGUUAUUCUGUAGCGCCAUGCAUUGUCUUCCAACAAGGCAACGUUUCGCCUUCACGGAUGCGUGUGGUCAUCACUGCACUGUGGAUUGUUUAUAAGGAUAUUUCAACCUUUCCCUUGCAAAAAGUAAUAUAUCCGCAAAUCUCAUUUGGAGACCUCAUGUUUUACUUCUCUAUAUAAGGUAUUUCUCUUUUACAGUCAUUUUUUUAAGGAACAACCUUGAAGCCGUUCUUUUCCCGACUGACAUACUUUUAUGUUUUGUUUAUUUGAGGAAACAUCUCAUUUGACAUCAGUUUUGUGGCUGAGAGUGUUUUUGGCCUAGGAUUGUGGACUGGAACUGUUUAGGCGACAGUGAACAAAUCUCUGUUCAUAUCCAGAGAAUUUCUGUUUUCGGUGUAAAAUAAUCAAAAACCAUUAUGGAUAUUUAACUCCUUUUAAAAUGAAUGCACGUUUUGUACACUGUAUAGAAAAAAACACAACUUCAAAUAGAGGUUGUUUAUACUGGAUCUAAAAAAAAUUUGAAUCUUGACAAUAUUAGCCUGUUUUGAAUAGUUUGUACAGGAUUUAAGAGAUUUCUGAGUGAGAUUGAACAAGUUGUCUUUUCACUGAGAACAUGCCUGGACAUGUUUUUAUUAACAAUAACAAAGCGAUACCCUGCUUUGAAGGUGACUGUUACAUUAUCAACUUAUACUUUUUCCGCUCCUCCAUCCCUUCUUCUAAACAUCUUGAAUUGUGUAGUGAAUACGCAGCAUUACAAGCACUACAGUGGGAACACGACACCGUGCACGUUGCGAAUAGCCUGUAAUGUUACUGUAAAUACUGCAAAACACUUUUUUUUAAGACCUAGCAAGUUUUUUUUUCAGGAUUGAUGUGCAGUUUUAAUAGGUUUUAUUCACCAUGUAAUCAUUUAGUGUUGCCUUUCCUCCUUCCCUAAUGACCAAAAUCCAAUGUCUUACGUGUAGUGCACGCAUUGAUAUUUAGUGUCAGGGAAGAGUAAACUUUGUACAUAUGCUAACAC
This is a messenger RNA of Entelurus aequoreus (snake pipefish), 2394 nucleotides long. RefSeq names its product potassium channel tetramerization domain containing 5b (gene kctd5b). The transcript is spliced from 7 exons. NCBI's taxonomy places the organism in Eukaryota, Metazoa, Chordata, Actinopteri, Syngnathiformes, Syngnathidae. The coding region runs from base 147 to 926 and encodes 259 amino acids. Gene Ontology annotation, molecular function: cullin family protein binding. Gene Ontology annotation, biological process: proteasome-mediated ubiquitin-dependent protein catabolic process; protein homooligomerization. Gene Ontology annotation, cellular component: Cul3-RING ubiquitin ligase complex; cytoplasm. The record is from RefSeq and is a predicted model, not a curated record.